AUGGUCACUGCUUUCUUUCUACUGGAGUGGUGCCUUCGCGUCCGUGUCUUCGGCUACAGGUGGUUCAAGGACACCGAGCACCUCCUGGACACCUUCAUCGUAUGGAGCGAUCUCUUCAAGUUUUUCCGCAUUGCGCGGAUGCUGCGAUUCGUGCAGCUCGCCAGUGCAUUCGAAGACCUGUGGAAGCUGAGACCUCAGAGCGUCAAAAAGCAAGGCGGUUCUUUGUAUCUCGAGAUGUUGGAAGCAAAAAAUGGAAGGAUUGGCUUUCAGGAGUUCCCGAGUACUGCCUCCGAUGGUGCCAAAGAAGCACAGCAACGAUUCAAAGGGAUCAGCGCCUCGAUGCUGACGUUGACGCGCUUUAUGCACGGGGACGACUCGCAGGCCAUCAUGGAUGCCUUGGUGGAAGAGCUGCCCUUCAUCUGGAUCUUUCUCUGGCUCUUCACUGCCAUGUCAUCCUUCGUACUGCUGAAUUUAGUCACAGCUGUGAUCGUCCAGCACGCUAUGGACAUGUCAAAAGGUGAUGAGAAAGAGAUGGCCAUCUUACGCAAGAGGGAGCAGGAACGGGAGAUGAAGGAGCUAGAAGAGCCGGCCGCCCAGAUGUUUCGUGAAAUUGACGAAGAUGGAAGUGGCAUUGUCAGCUUGGCAGAGUUUGAGGAGGCCUUCAAGGAUCAGGCCAUCUGCGAUAAGUUCCUGAUGUUGGGGUUGAAGAAGGAGCAAGCCAUGGAGCUCUUCUCACUGCUGGACACCGGCGGCGAGGGAGAGCUGGACCUCUCCGAGUUCAUGCAAGGCAUGUCCCAGCUCAAGGGGGUUGCAAAGAACAAGGACAUGGUCAUGCUCACAAAGGGCAUCGAACGCCUUGGCAAAGGCAUCAUCAGGAUGGGCGAGAGCAUGGGCGUGCAAUGCAAACUUGAUGGAGCUAGCAAGAUGGAGCCUCUGCGAUCCUCCUGCCCCUUCCUUGAGCAAGAGGCCCGGCUCCACCUUUCCUACGAUGUGAGCAACUCGGUCUACUUGGAGGUACAGUCCAAUGAGGAGCCACUCUUUAGCUACAUGUUGCGCUUUGUGAGCAAGUCUGUUCAGGAUGCACGGAGCAUCCGUGCGGACAUGGGCAAGGGCAGAGGUCUGGGAGCGGACGACGACGAGAUUGACGACUUGCUUGUCAUGGUCAAGGGCAAGGGUAAGGUUGGCGGAGCAAGCCGCAAGCGCAAGCGAGAGGUUCAAAUGCCUUCAGGCAACAUCGGGCUGGGUUGGCACUCGUUCGAUUUCCAGUGGGAUGAAGGCAAGACAAGCAAGGUGACGGUGGUUCUCCAGCGCAUUGGACAUCCCACAGGUGACGGACCGUCCUUCUUCACGUCCUUGGUCCUGUUUGUGGAGGGCGCGGACCAGACUCCACUUCUGAAGCUCUGCCAGAAGGCAGCCGACAAUGAAACCAAGCAGAAGGCGAAUCGAGUGUCGUUGUGGAGGUUCGACACAAAGUACCAUUUCUGGUCGCGAAUCUCCAGACGGAUGGCACGAAGUCUGGACAGUAUUGUGCUGGAAGAAGGCGUGAAGCGACCGCUGCUUGAUGACCUCGAGUGGUUUCUCAAGGACGAGACGCGGACCUUCUAUGCCAAGCAUGGUAUUCCCUACCAUCGCUGCUACCUACUACAUGGCGAGCCAGGUACUGGCAAGACUUCCUUCAUGAAUUCCGUUGCUGGACACAUACAGCGAAACCUUUGCUUCAUCCAGAUGGACAAGCAUAUGACAGACGACACUUUCAGAAAUGCCAUGACGCAGUUGCCGGCUCUCUCCAUGGUAGUACUCGAAGAUGUGGAUGCCCUCUUCACCAAUCACCGUGAAGCUGACCACAACAACUCAUCUCUGUCCUUUAGCGGAUUCCUCAACUGCCUGGAUGGGCUUGGGGCUCCGGACGAUGUCGUGAUCUUCAUGACCACGAACCACCCAGACAAGCUGGACCCGGCCGUGAUGCGCCCAGGCCGGAUUGAUCUGAAAGCGGAGUUCAAGAAGCCGAACAAGGAUGUUGCUUCGAAGUAUUUCCUGACUUUCUACCCCGGCGCAGAAGAUGCCGCCACAGCUUUUGGAACUUCGGUAGGCGGGCGCAUUGCAGAGAGGAAAGUGUCCAUGGCUCAGCUGCAGCACUUCUUCUUGGCCUGUCAUCGACACGGCUUCGACGCUGCAAAGGCUGCGCAGUACAUCAACGACUUCACAUUUGAUGAGCCACGUGCGUCUCUCUUCUCCUCCUACGGCUAA
Messenger RNA from Symbiodinium natans, 2247 nucleotides. The record is from the annotation of a GenBank genome assembly. Lineage: Eukaryota; Dinophyceae; Suessiales; Symbiodiniaceae.